Molecule: messenger RNA, 1473 nt
Organism: Botrytis fragariae
Lineage: Eukaryota; Fungi; Ascomycota; Leotiomycetes; Helotiales; Sclerotiniaceae
Product: putative glycoside hydrolase family 72 protein
Exons: 4
Coding region: 1-1473 (490 amino acids)
Biological process (GO): fungal-type cell wall (1->3)-beta-D-glucan biosynthetic process
Cellular component (GO): cytoplasm; fungal-type cell wall
Molecular function (GO): 1,3-beta-glucanosyltransferase activity
Source: RefSeq, a predicted model, not a curated record
AUGUUGUCUUCUAUGAUUCCCACAACCGUCCUCGCACUUUGCGCAACAGUUACACUCGCUGUACAAACGAUAGAAAUUCAAGGUUCCGAUUUCGUCAACUCUGUUACCGGUGAUCGAUUUCAACUUUUGGGUGUCGCAUAUCAACCAGGUGGAUCUUCAGGUUAUAAUCCUGCAAGUGGCGUUGAUCCUUUGAGUGAUGGGGCCGUUUGUUUGAGAGAUGCCGCUUUGAUGCAACAAUUGGGUGUUAAUGCUAUUCGUGUGUAUAAUGUGGAUGGAAAUCUCAAUCAUGAUGAGUGUGCGAGCAUCUUCAAUGAGGUCGGCAUUUAUAUGUUGAUUGAUGUUAAUUCUCCUCUGUCCGGUGAGAGUAUCGAUAGAAGCUCUCCAUCGACCACAUACGAUGUUUCAUAUUUGAACAGAACUUUCGCAGUUGUUGAGGCUUUCAAGGAUUACCCAAAUACUUUACUUUUCUUUGCUGGAAAUGAAGUUGUUAACGAUGAUGACACUGGAGGAACUGUUCCCCCAUACAUGAGAGCCGUUACUCGUGAUCUGAAGAACUAUAUCUCAAAGCAUGCUUCCCGCUCCAUUCCAGUUGGUUACAGUGCUGCAGAUGUUCGCGAUAUUCUCCUCGAUACAUGGAAUUACCUUCAAUGUACUACUACCGGAGAUGAUUCCGAUCCAUCAAGAGUCGACGUCUUUGCUCUCAACAGUUACUCAUGGUGUGGAGAUUCUUCAUACACUACUUCCGGUUAUGAUGUUCUUGUUUCGGAUUUCAGCAAUACUAGUGUUCCCGUUUUCUUCUCCGAAUAUGGUUGCAACGUUCCAGCUCCUCGUGUUUUCACAGAAGUUCCAGUCCUUUACGGUCCAUUGAUGACUCCAGUUCUUUCCGGUGGAAUGGUUUAUGAAUUCUCUCAAGAAACCUCAAACUAUGGAUUGGUUACCAUCAAUGAUGAUGGAUCUGCUCAACUCCUUUCUGAUUACAACACACUCCAGGAUCAAUUCAACACCCUUAACAUUACUAGCAUCCAAGGAGUCAAGGCACAAAACACCACUACAACCGCACCAUCCUGUGAUUCAUCCCUCAUCACUAGCACGACUUUUGCCAAUAACUGGACUAUUCCAGCUGUUCCACCCGGAGCUGAAGAUCUCAUCAACAACGGUAUCAAGAAUGCCAACAACGGAAAGAUUAUCUCGGUUUCAAGUACCAAGGUCACCCAAAAAGUUACUGAUGUUGGAGGAAAUACCAUUUCCGAUCUUGCCAUCACACCAUUAGCAAAUGAUGCAAGUAACACACCAUCCGGUGAAAGUACUGGCUCAAAUGCUACAUCCAGCUCUACAACUUCAUCUUCAUCAACUGCUACUGGUACUUCAUCCGCUGCUAGUUCUACAACUACCAAGAAAAGUUCGGCUAGAAAAAUUGAAGGUAGCAUGAUUGCUUUGGUAGCUGUUCUUGGUGUUGGAUUGGUCUUGAUCUAA